This is a messenger RNA of Scutellospora calospora, 546 nucleotides long. The record is from the annotation of a GenBank genome assembly. Lineage: Eukaryota; Fungi; Glomeromycota; Glomeromycetes; Diversisporales; Gigasporaceae.
GUUAAAAAAAUCCAAGACUUAGAAAAGAAGCGAAAAAGAUUGGAAAUAGACUUUAAACUGGUAUCCGAAGAAGCCAAACGAAAAGCAAUAGGGGAAAAAAUGAGGAAACCGAACCAAGAAAUCCAAACCGAAACUGAGAAAAUUGCUAAUUCGCGAGUUAAGGAAAUCACUAUCAGAUUAAGGGAUAACCCUAAUAAUGAGACCGAAAUAGAAAAAGGAAUUAAGGAACAAACAGAAUAUUUAUUAAAAACUAGCGACUUAAUUUAUUUAGUAAACUCAGAAGAAGAUUUUUAUUCUUACCAAACUCUCCGACUACAAUAUUUUUUAACUAUUUCGGCUGGAAAAGGAACUAACCUUGACGGAUUAAUAAAACAAAUAAGCGCCCUUUUGCCGCACUCUUCUGGCGAAAAGUUUGACCAAAAAGAAAAAGAGCUAAAAUUACUUAUUUUUGGACCACCUAAUUCCGGCAAAUCUACCCUCAUGAAUUAUCUAUUGCAAGAAAAUCGCUCGCUGGCUACUCCUGUUGCCGGCACUACCCAAGAGCCA